This is a messenger RNA of Pararge aegeria (speckled wood butterfly), 2202 nucleotides long. Its product is annotated as neurofilament heavy polypeptide. The transcript has 8 exons. The record is from RefSeq and is a predicted model, not a curated record. Bases 524 to 1900 code for a protein of 458 amino acids. NCBI's taxonomy places the organism in Eukaryota, Metazoa, Arthropoda, Insecta, Lepidoptera, Nymphalidae.
AGCGCGCUCGCCUGGCGGACUGCCCCGGGCUCCCACAACGUCUCCUCUGAAGCCGGGAGCGGUAUCAUCAAUAAAAAGAUGCCCCCAAACAAUUUAAUUCAAUGUGUGUGUUACCGCAAUAUGUCAAUUUAGCCGCAUAACGCAUUUUAAUGAACACGUGAUUGCGCUGCCUGUAGUGUCUUCCUUUGGAGUGUGAUUGACUUCAGUGCUGGUUGUUUUUGUGAGGUUGAUUCGUAACGUCUUAGCCGAACUUCUGUAAAUAAGGUCUAUUACUAAAGCAAUAAUCUGCAAUUUGGAAAACCCCGUAAUUAUAAACAUAGUUUAGUAAACAUUGUAAAGUUCUUAAAUAAAAAACUAAAACUAGUUCUAGUUUACGCAGUAUCUUCCAUUAUUAAGUUUAAUAUAAUAUAAACUGUGCAAAAUGAUCCCGAACACGAAACUCGAGUUUAACCUCAUUGGAUCAGAGUUGGGCAGUGUCGAGGGAAUAAGUGUUGAGUUUUAAAAUAAAAGAAAUGCCAAUAAAAUGCCGCAGCGUGCUUCGUCAUCGUCCAGCUUAAUGCGCCCGUUUGUGGUGUUGGCUUUGCCCGGAAUGUACCUGCUGUACAAGUACAAUCAGUAUCGUCAACAGCAAAUGGAGACCGCGCGCCGCCGGGUCACCGAGCGUGAGCUUAUGCACCUCAACACUAAAAUUGAUAAAUUGCUCAAUAAAUUGGAAGAAAAUGAGCCUGAACUCGCCACAUCACCUGAAGAAGAAUGCGUAAUAUGUGUAAACGCGAAGGCGACGAUGCAAACAUCGCCGUGCGGCCACCGCGUGGUCUGCCGGCGAUGCUUCGUGAAGACCAUUCAGAUGGCCGUCAGCCAACGGCUACUGCCGCUGCGCUGUGUGAUCUGCCGGGCGAAGAUCCUGCGACUGCGCCAGACACCACGCUUGGUGACCAGCAAAAGUUGGCAGGUGUCAAGUGGAAGUGGAAAGUCAUGGGGGGUGCCGGGAUCAGUGUCGUCGUACUCCGUCGGCGCCCGAUCCGUGCCAGCCUCCGCAUCACUUUACUCUGUCACCAGUGGCGAGUCUUCCCUUUCAGGAGUGUCUUCCGUAUCAUCUAACAGUGGUGGUAACGUAAGCAACACCGGUUGUUCCACGAAGCUGUGUGGAGGCGCGAAAUGUGGUGGAGCGUGUCUAGGUGCAGUGCCUAGGGUCCCAGCCACCUCCGCUACGCCUAGACCGCGGCAACCCGCUUCGAACUCCCUCCGACGGUCACAACAUCAUAGCAUGAAGGCGCGACUACAAGAUUACCAAGUACAUAGCUACACUGGUGGCCUGGCCGGUGAACCUUCGGGCAGACUACCUCCAAUCCGUGAAUUUCAAAGAGAAUUUCGCGAAGGCCGACGCGAAAGCGCCGCUGCCGCUUCAGCGUCAACUAGAAUAAGGUGCGCACAAAAAAUCGUAACGCAAUUAGAAACAUCUCCACAAAAGAACAAACAACAUUUUUUCCGACCAUUAAAACCCCCUGUUAAAGAUGAAACGCCGCCUAAAUCAAGAGAUCAUAGCAAAGAGACUGAUAACAAAAAGGAUAACCCCAAAGCAAAACCCACAAAAGAAGAAAAGAAGAAGAAAGAGCCAGAUGAAAACGUAAAACCGGGUGAUAAAAAUAAAAAAGACGAAACCAAUGAUAAUAAAAAGAACGAAAUUGCUGAAAAGAAGAAAGAAGAGAAACUUAGACUUAAGGCGGAGAAAGAAGCUAAAAAAGAAGCUAAAUUACUGGCUAAGGAAGAAGAAAGACAAGCUAAACUUCUAGCUAAAGAGGAGGAAAGACAGGCAAAGCUAUUAGCGAAAGAAGAAAAAAAGAAAGCCAAAAAAGAGGCGAAGCUAGCGGCGCAAGCUGAAAAAGAAAAAAGUAAAUAAUUAAAUAUAAAUACCCAACCCCGGAUUUAGGAAAGGCGAAACGGGGUAACUUGAUAAUCUUGAAUGACAAGCUCUAGCCCCACCUCGCAAAGAUCCUAAAUCCGAGGCUGGCGAGGCGAGGAUAAAAACUUUACAUAUUAGAAACUUUUAGCCGUCUUUAGAUUUUAGAUUCGGAAAUCGUUAUUAUCGAGGCAAAGAUAAAAUUUUACAAAUAUUGUAAAUUCUUAAAUUAGAUAUUAAAAAAAAAAUUACUGUAACUAUUUAGCAUUAUUUAAUUUCUAUUUUUUUACUCCCUUUGUUAA